AAAGUAUCACCCAAGUUUCUUAAGUAUAAAAAGGAAAGAACGCAAAAGCUACAAAAAUGGCAAGGACCCUCAAUUCCAUCUGCUUCACCAGUCUUCUGCUCGUUCUCUUGUUCAUUUCGGCCGAGAUCCCGAAGACUGAAGCUAAUGACUGUGAUAAGUUCUUAGGCGAAGCCACAGUGUCUUACCCAUGUAGGGAAAGAGAGUGUGAAGCCCAAUGCCAUGAGCAUUAUGAGCACUCAUGUAAAGGAGAGUGUGAGGAUCAUGACCACGUCGUGCAUCAUGACCACGAUGACGAAGAGCAUUGCCACUGCUACGGUCAUUGAAUACUAUAAUUUUACAAAUGAACUCGAAUAACAAAUAAGAUUGUAUCUCUCUAUAAUGUAAGUGUGGUUUCCGAUGUAAGGAAAUGUGUGUAAGUCGUUUCGUCUCUGAUAAAAUAGUAGGACGAAGCUAAUGAUAGCUUCUCUCUGCGUCUAUAAUAAGAUCAUCAUGUUGUAUGCUUUUUCGUUUUGAUAAUAAAACUAUUUUUGUGUUUUUUCUA
Molecule: messenger RNA, 541 nt
Organism: Camelina sativa (false flax)
Lineage: Eukaryota; Viridiplantae; Streptophyta; Magnoliopsida; Brassicales; Brassicaceae
Product: defensin-like protein 205
Source: RefSeq, a predicted model, not a curated record